AUGGCUUUAAAGGCGAGAGUUCUGUACGACUUCCACUCGGAAAACCCUGGGGAGAUCUCCAUUUGUGAGAACGAGCUGGUCACUUUGUUCAGCGAGGAGGAGCUGGAGGGCUGGCUGGAGGGAGAAAACAGCCGAGGGGAGAGUGGCCUGGUCCCGGCGUCUUAUGUGGAAAUCAUCCGAGACCAGAUCACCACCACCACCACCUCCACCACAACCACCAACAAUAACAACGGCGUGUCUUCACCCAAAUCCAGCACCAGCUAUUCCUCCUUUGCGUCUCCAGAGUCCCAGCGAGGAGGUGGUGGGAAUAAUGGAGGGAUAGGGGGAGGCAGUGGGAGUGGGAGUUGCGGGGGAAGCUUCCACACCAGCCAGGGCAGUGACGACGACUGGGACGAUGACUGGGAUGACACUUCACCUGCUUCUGCGCAUCCACCGACUUUAGGCACCACGCCCCCGCUUUACCCGGUCACCACGUCCCUACCAGCGCGCAGAAGCAGCAGUCAGUCACAUCAGCAGCAUCAUCAGCAGCAUCAGCAAGCCAAGAGCACAGCCACAGUAGGAAGGAACUUGAACAGGUUUUCCACUUUUGUCAAAUCCGGAGGGGAGGCCUUUCUGCUGGGACAGGCUAGUGCGCUGGUGAGGGAUGGGGAGAGGAUCUGUGUGGUGAUGGGGAAGCAUGGGCCCGAGUGGCAGGAGGACCCCUAUCCAUUUACCUCCACGAUUGAUGAUCCGACCAAGCAGACAAAGUUCAAAGGCAUGAAGAGCUACAUGUCAUAUGGGCUGACUCCAACACACACCAAUGUGCAAGUCAACCGCAGGUAUAAACAUUUUGACUGGCUGUACGCCCGUCUGGUGGAGCGGUUCCCUGUCAUUUCGGUUCCACACCUGCCGGAGAAGCAGGCCACUGGGCGCUUUGAGGAAGACUUCAUAUCAAAGAGAAGGAAGGGGUUGAUUUGGUGGAUGAAUCACAUGACCAGUCAUCCAGUGUUGGCGCAAUGUGACGUGUUCCAGCACUUUUUGACCUGUGGACCCGACGAGAAGGCCUGGAAGAUGGGCAAGAGGAAGGCAGAGAGGGACGAUCUGGUGGGGGCCAACUUCUUCCUUACAAUCAGCCCGCCCGAGAUUCCUCUUGACCUGCAGGAAGUGGAGAGUAAAGUGGAGGGCUUCAAGACAUUCACCAAGCGAAUGGACGAGAACAUUAUUGUCGUGAACACUACCAUCAAUGAGUUUGGCCGGAAGCAGAUCACCGGCUUCAAGAAGGAGUACCAGAAAGUGGGACAGUCCUUCAAAGUGCUGUCCCAGGCCUUUGAACUGGACCAGCAGGCGUACUCGGCCGGUCUCAACAAAGCGAUCGCCUACACCGGAGAGGCUUACGAAAACAUCGGGGAGUUCUUUGCCGAGCAGCCCAGACACGACCUCGACCCGAUAUCUGACCUGCUGGACAUCUACAGAGGUCAUCUAGCCAACUUCCCCGACAUUGUGGAUGUGCAGAAAGGUGCUCUGACCAAGGUGAAGGACUGUCCUCAGCAGGACACACCUCUGCACGAGCGCUGUAACAUCAUCUCUUGUGCGACGCUGGCUGAGAUCCAGCACUUCCAUCGCACACGAGUACGAGACUUCCGCUCGCAGAUGCAGCACCACCUCCAGCAGCAGAUCGUCUUCUUCCGAAAGAUCACGGCCAAACUGGAGGACGCACUGCAGAGAUAUGACGAGCAGUAA
Messenger RNA from Knipowitschia caucasica, 1719 nucleotides. NCBI's taxonomy places the organism in Eukaryota, Metazoa, Chordata, Actinopteri, Gobiiformes, Gobiidae. The record is from the annotation of a GenBank genome assembly.